CUCCGGCCGGCCGGGGAUGAUUAGAUCCGCGGGUGUCACCUGGAGCAGGUGCAGAGCGGAGGAUGCGGGGCCCGGGGCGGACGGUGCGUGUGGAGCGCGGCCAGAGGAGGGAGGAGGUGUGUGUGCUGGGGACCUACCUGUACCUGGAUGUCAACGGGGGGUCUCCACCGGGGUGUAAGUGGUUCAGCCUCCGCCACUCCCCCAAUAUAGAGCUCGAAGUCUUGAACAGCGACGCCUCCCAACAGAAGGUGAUCAAUGGGGAGAAACUAUGGCCGCUGUCCAAGAAGACAAUGGUGGAGUUCAAGAUAACGGUACCGAGCACCGAUACCAACGAUGGCAAGAUCACUUUCGCUUACUUUGGGAAGGGGUCGGACGCUCCUGUGGAUAAAGCUGGGAUCUAUCUGACCGGGAUCGAGAUGUCCCUGGAUGUUGAUGCAGAUCGGGACGGAACAGUAGAAAGAAACAAUCCACACAAGGCUUCGUGGACCUGGGGCCCGGAGGGUCACGGCGCCGUCCUGCUGGUGAACUGUGAUAAGGACAGUCUGUUCUCUCGCACGGUGGAUGGAGAAGAUAACAUUGUUCUGUCUAAGGCAGAUCUGCUGGACAUGUCCAAGAUGUUUCUCCGGAUAAAAGGGCCCGAGAGGCUGCCGGCCGGAUACAACCUGAUGCUGCACAUCUCCGCCACAGACUCCCCCAACCUGGGGGUCUUCUAUCUGCACGAGAAGAGGCACACGCACAUCCUGGGCAGAGAGCGGCUCUUCUACCGGACGCGGUACAGGGGGAGCAGUGAGAUGGAGUUCUAUGUGGAGGGACUCCGCUUCCCGGAUGAGGGGUUUAACGGACUGGUGACCAUCAAGGCCAGUCUGCUGGAGACGCAAGUGGAGGGAAUCCCGGAGACCCCCAUAUUCACAGACGUGGUGACGUUCCGUGUGGCCCCCCUCAUUGUUACCCCCAACACCCUGGAGCCCAUCGAGGUCUAUGUCUGCAGUGUGAAGGACAAUUUACUCUUCCUGAGGUCGAUCCAGAACCUGGUGAAGGAAGCGAAUUACAAGAUCCAGAUCUGCUUCGAGAACGUGAAUAGAGGAGAUCGCUGGAUGCAGGAUGAGAUGGAGUUCGGAUACAUUGAGGCCCCACAUAAAAGCUUCCCUGUUGUGCUGGAUUCACCCCGAGAUGGAGAACUGAAGGAUUUUCCUGUGCGGCAAUUGCUGGGACCAGAUUUUGGCUAUGUAACAAAACAUGCGGCCUCCUCGGAGGUCACCAGCCUGGACUCUUUUGGAAACCUAGAAGUGAGCCCCCCGGUGACUGUAGGAGGCAAGAAGUACCCCCUGGGCCGGAUCCUGAUCGGGAGCAGUUUCCCUACCUCAUCUGGCAGAAGAAUGACCAAAGUCGUGCGGGAUUUCCUGUAUGCCCAGAGGGUGCAGGCGCCCAUUGAGCUGUUCACUGAUUGGCUGUACGUGGGUCACGUGGACGAAUUCAUGACCUUUGUGCCAGCGCCGGAUCAGAAGGGCUUCCGUCUGCUCCUGGCCAGUCCGGCCACCUGCUUCAGAAUCCUACAGGACAAGAAGCAAGAGGGUCAUGGAGACGUGGCCAUGCUCCAGGGAUUUGAAACCAAGCGAUGGACGGUGAACAAGGUCCUCUCCACGGACACCAUCAUACAGGAGAACAACUACGUGCAGCACUGCAUUGACUGGAACCGGGAUAUUUUAAAGGCAGAACUUGGCCUGAGGGAGGAGGACAUCAUUGAUCUACCCGCCUUGUUCAAACUGCGGCAAGACCAAGCCGUGGCCUUCUUCCCCAACAUGGUUAAUAUGAUCGUCCUGGGCAAAGAUCUGGGAAUUCCCAAACCUUACGGGCCGGUACUGAAGGAGACCUGCUGCCUGGAGGAUUACGUCAUCGACCAGCUCAGGCCCCUAAAUCUGCGCUGCACCUUCAUCGACGACGUGGUGUCCUAUCACAAGCAGCUAGGCGAGGUGCACUGCGGCACCAACGUCCGCCGGAAGCCAUUCACCUUCAAGUGGUGGCAGAUGGAGAAGCCUUAGUAACCGGAUCCGGCCUGGACCCUCCUCAUCCUCCCGGCAUCGGACGACUUAGUUUUACGUUAUUGAGGCUGUUCCCUUUUGGUGAUUGCCGUUUCUUUGGUUGGGUCAGAGUCACAUAACAGAAGUAUAAACCAUUACACCAGAUGCCGAUCAUAAAUGAAAACUAAGCGUCUGCGCCUCCUGAUACAAUGCGACUCACUUCUUACAAGUUAUUACAGACCGUGGUGCAGGUCACAUGACCUUCCUGACCGAAUUCAUAUACAGUCUAAGGACAGGGGUGAUUGCUGAAUACUGACCACCCGAGGAUGAUGGGAGUGAUGGGCCCAGCUAUCACUGAUGACCACAGAUCUUUCCUAUAUACUCCUGGAUUUUCAGUUUUUUUAGUGUCUUUUACCUGUGGUGUUGGGACUCACAGCAUUGCCUGGACUGGUAUGCGACGAUCAAAGUGCAACUCUGGAGCUGGCUGUGCGCAACUAUGGCGUUCAAUCUACGGAUAUUGAGGAAGCCUCAUGCUUCAACCUAAUGAAGGGGAGAGGGGGAGGGGCUUCAACCUUAUGGGCGAUUCCCCUACCAACUGGGUGGCUACAGGGGGAAUUCCCUCGCUACUGGCAACUGUAUCCUUUAAGGGGAGGAUGCCCUACCUACUGCCAUCUUUAACCCCUGGGGACUUCAACCUUAUGGGGGGAUUCCCUACCUAGUGGGGGCUUCAACCUAAUCUGGCAAAUUCCCUACCUAAUAGGGGGGAUUCCCUACCUACCGGGGGCUUCAUCUUCAUAGGGGGGGAUUCCCUACCAACUGGGUUGCAGGUCUAUGGGACUUCCGCCAAAUCCAUAUUUUGAAGAACGCCGUAGUCUCAUGAGGCGCCACAAAUCCCGCCACCAGCGCCAUUACUGGAGUUGCACUUUAUCUUUUUUUUAUUUUUUUCACUAAUAUUCCAUAAAGUUUUCACUUUCUGAUGUGUUUUCUGUCGAUUCUCCUCGCCACCUCCCAUUCACCAGACCCCCCCAGGGCGGGACCAUUCACCCAGCUUUGCCGUAAAUCAAGAAUCUUUAGUUAGAGUUAUCAAUACGUAAUUAUUUCCCAUGUCAUUGUGUCACGCACGUAAGGAUAGAAGGACGGGAGCGCCAUAUUUACGGAUGCACAGCGCCACUUUGUAAGACGAAUGUUUGUAACUAUGCAAAAACAUUUACUUGGCCUUUACCUAGAAGACAGUGUUUCUCAACCAGGGUGCCUCCAGCUGUUGCAAAGCUACAACUCCCAGCAUUGGGAGCAUGCUGGGAGUUGUAGUUUUGCAACAGCUGGAGGAUCCCUGGUUGGGAAACGCUGCUGUAAGACAUCGCUAUCAUUACAUAGAGUUGAUUUCAUGACCCUUAUACCUCCAUCCUGUGUUAUUACUAACCACGAUAAUAAAAUCGGUGAAA
Molecule: messenger RNA, 3460 nt
Organism: Hyla sarda
Lineage: Eukaryota; Metazoa; Chordata; Amphibia; Anura; Hylidae
Product: protein-arginine deiminase type-2-like
Exons: 16
Coding region: 63-2039 (658 amino acids)
Cellular component (GO): cytoplasm
Molecular function (GO): calcium ion binding; protein-arginine deiminase activity
Source: RefSeq, a predicted model, not a curated record